GAGGAGAAACGAUGGAAGGCAACAGAGACGAAGCCGAAAAAUGCAUAAAUAUAGCCACAAAAGCCUUGGAGGCUGGAGACAAGGAAAAGGCCUUGAAAUUCUUAAACAAAGCUGAAAAGCUUUACCCCACCGAAAAGGCAAAAGUGCUGCUGGAUGCUCUGUCGAGGAACGGGAGUUCAGCGGGGAAUGGUGGGGCAUACUGCAGGAGGCCAGCAGACAGUUCGGAGAACACACAGACCCGGCACGAGAGAGCGAGUCAGGAGGCGGGGCCAGCGGGGGAGUCGACCAAGGCUUUUACCAAGGAUCAAGUGGAGGGAGUGCAGAGGAUAAAGAAGUGUAAGGACUACUAUGAGGUACUGGGGGUCAGUAAGGAGGCCAACGAAGAGGAGCUGAAAAAAGCCUACAGAAAACUAGCGCUCAAGUUCCACCCCGACAAAAACCACGCGCCGGGAGCCACAGAGGCUUUCAAAAAGAUAGGCAACGCGUACGCCGUGCUUAGCAACCCAGACAAGAGGAGGCAGUAUGAUGUCACUGGCGGGGAGGAGCCUAGCAGUCCUGGACACAGUCACGGCGGCUUUGACUUCCAUAGAGGGUUUGAGGCUGACAUCACUCCUGAAGACCUCUUCAACAUGUUCUUUGGCGGAGGGUUCCCUUCCUCGAGCACACACACGUUCACAAAUGGAAGAGCACGCUACAGCCAGCAGACGGACUACGCCAGACGAGAGAGAGCAGAGGAAAGGGGAGAUGGUGGAUUUUCUAUGUUUAUCCAACUGAUGCCCAUCUUGGUGCUGAUACUGGUGUCUCUCCUCAGUCAACUCAUGGUGUCCACACCACCCUACAGCCUCUACUCCAGACCGUCCACAGGCCAAACCAUAAAGCGACAAACGGAAAACCUGCAUGUAGAUUACUAUGUCACCAGAGACUUCAAGUCUGAGUACAAGGGCUCCGCCCUGCAGAAGAUAGAGAAGAGUGUGGAGGAGGACUACGUCUCUAAUGUGCGAAACAACUGCUGGAAAGAAAGACAGACAAAAACAGACUUGCUGUAUGCAGCUAAAGUGUACAGGGAUGAUCGUCUGAGGAAGAAGGCGGAGCUUAUGUCUAUGGAUAACUGUAAAGAACUGGACCGACUAAACGACCUGUUCCGCGGGGGCUGAGCCUCAGGACUCUUUUAGAAAAAUAUAUAUA
Molecule: messenger RNA, 1185 nt
Organism: Chanos chanos (milkfish)
Lineage: Eukaryota; Metazoa; Chordata; Actinopteri; Gonorynchiformes; Chanidae
Gene: dnajb14
Product: DnaJ heat shock protein family (Hsp40) member B14
Exons: 8
Coding region: 12-1154 (380 amino acids)
Biological process (GO): cellular response to misfolded protein
Cellular component (GO): endoplasmic reticulum membrane
Molecular function (GO): Hsp70 protein binding
Source: RefSeq, a predicted model, not a curated record